Messenger RNA from Ictalurus punctatus (channel catfish), 3038 nucleotides. Its product is annotated as leukemia inhibitory factor receptor. Gene Ontology annotation, cellular component: external side of plasma membrane; signaling receptor complex. Gene Ontology annotation, molecular function: cytokine receptor activity; cytokine binding. The record is from RefSeq and is a predicted model, not a curated record. The coding region runs from base 989 to 2968 and encodes 659 amino acids. The transcript has 17 exons. Gene Ontology annotation, biological process: cytokine-mediated signaling pathway. NCBI's taxonomy places the organism in Eukaryota, Metazoa, Chordata, Actinopteri, Siluriformes, Ictaluridae.
GUGUGUGCGUGUGUGUGUGUUCUGAAAUCUACUGACUCAGUGCCUUUUGCUCUAAAGAAAACGUUCAUCCACACAUCAAAAGGUGUGUUGAAGAACACAAAGCCCACGUGCUCUUAUCAUACUUUGGAUCUUCACACAGUGCUAACAACAUGACAGGUGUCAAAAAAAACACAUCAGACACUGAUCAGUGCAUUGAUAAGUGGGGCGGGGGAAUUUUACGGAGAAACAUUUACAGUUAAUGUUUCCCUUUUUCUGUUUUUCUACAAUGGAGCCUGACUCAUUCGCUGCUCUUUAUUAGUGCUGUACAUGCACAAAGGUGUUAGAUAAAAAUGAUUCCUGUUUCUUUUCCUUUGAUAGAUAUAUAUAUAUAUAUAUAUGCAUUAAUCCUUUGAAACACAUAGGUCUGACCCAUUUGAAUAUGACUAUAGAGUAUUGAUGUAUUACUGUACACUAGCAUAUUGUGUAUUAGUUCUUCAAAAUGUGGGUGUUGGUACUUUUUCUAUAUUAGGAUCUUAUAGGGUUACGAAGUGUGAAAAUGGUCCUUCCUGUGUGUGUGUGUGUGUAAAUGUGUGUCUGUCUAUGUGUACGUGUGUGUGUGUGUGUGUGUGUGAGAGAGAGAGAGAGAGAGCGAAGAAGAAGAAGAAGAAGAAGAAGAAGAAGGAGGCAACAGAGCGCUUGCUUAUGGGAUUCAUCUGGUCAACAUGGACCAUUUCUACUGCUUCAGCAGAACACAGAUGAAAAGAUGUACUGACAGUGAGCUGUCGUGAAAGUGUUCUGCACAUGCAGAAACAUAACCUCAUGUGAAACACAGUGUGACGUCCCUGAAGGAGCGCACGGUUUCAGCUGCUUUGGACAACGGUCUCCAAAUAGCAUUAUAAAGUACCAGUGCGUAUGGAGUUCUGGACAAUACGAUAAAUAUGUUCUCUGCAUAAAUCAGAGGAGAUAUCAGUCAAAGACUAACCCCUUUACUCUAAUAACGGAGAAACCCAUGACAGCGUUUGCCAUGGUGCUGAGCGACGAUCGGAAAAGAUGCACCAUCGCAAACUUCAGCAGCCAUCCAUUACAAAUAAUACAAUGUGGUCCACCUAUCAAUGUGACUUUCAGCAGAAGUUCUGGUCAUUUGAAUGUUAUGUCUGAGUGGGAAGACAGUAAUGUGAAACAGUAUCGUUUGAAGUACAGGGAACUCAACGGGGAUCACAACAACACUGCGUGGAAAGAGGUGAAGUCCCAGAACAGCAGACACAGCACCGUGGAAGACACUCUCUCUUCUCAAUCCUAUGAGAUGCAAAUACAGUGUGAUGUAACUGCUAUGUGUCCUCUUUGUCCCUUGAGUGAGAUCAUCAGAGUCCCACAAGAAUUCGUAGAUGCACCCGUCAUAAAAGAAACUCAUUCCUAUCCGGUCCAACCUGGACAGAGAAAAAUAACCGUGACGUGGGAGUAUGUGCUCAGUCAGGCAGUCGAAAACUACAAUGUGACAGUCCAGAAGACAUGUGGGGAACCUGCUAAAGCAGGCAGUUAUUCCCUCAAAGCACAAACCGUCACUUUGUUUCUGAGCUAUUCUGCCUACAAACUCAGCAUCAGUGCCGUAAACAAAGCCGGAUCAUCGCCUGCUGCACACUUGCUCAUAGACGCCGUGGAGGAUCAUAGCGAUUUGGACAGAGCAUUUAAAGUUAAUCUGAUGGGUAAUAACAGCUUCCGUCUUUUGUGGAAUGACACGCUGUCCAAGAAAUAUCCUUGCUAUUCUGUAGAGUGGUGGGCGAGCGAUGAGGAAUUAGCUUGUACAACCGUCUACACGAAGGAAAACAACCAUACUGUCAGAAAUCUCAACGUUGCACUUCAGCCCUAUAAGAGAUACCACUUCUUCCUGCAUGUCAGGCAUGAAAAAGAGACCUGCGACCUGAAGAAUGUAAAUAACAGCGAUCUGACGUACGGAAGAACUCAGGUCUACCUCGCUGAAGGAACUCCACUCGCUGCUCCUGGGAAUGUGAGCAGCUCUAACAUUACCCAGAGUUCCUUUGUGACUACAUGGAGCCCGGUGCCUGAAGAGGACGUGCGUGGCUUUCUACAAGGUUACAUCAUCCGCUACACACAAGACAACAGCAAAAAAAAUAUCACCGUGCAACCUAGCGUGAACAGCUACAAGUUGCUGAAUCUGCAAAGUGGAAGUAUCUACUGUGUGCAGCUGUCCGCAUACACGUCUGCAGGGGAGGGAAAGCGGAGUGAACUGAAGUGCUUUGACACGUUGGACUCGGUUUGGUCUAUUGGUGGAAUGAUGGCAGGAGUCGUUGCAGGCCUAAUUGCUCUGCUACUUGCCACUCAUCUCUGCUUUCGGCUUUUGAAAAGAUCCAAGAAACUCCUAUGGCCAAGUAUACCCAACCCAUGCAACAGUAAUGCUGUACAGAAAAUUGAAGGCGGUCAGGAACUGGAGGUGAUGGAGCUUCUUUGUAGGCCGAACCUCGAGGAGACGGAAGAACACGUGUCAGUGUUGAAAGUCAAAAAGGAGACACAUUCUGCCUGUAACGUCUCUCAGGACUGGACCAAGGCCACCCUUAUGCCUAAUACGGCACCUCCCCCAGUAGAUAACAAACCUCCUUCAGCGCCUACAAUUUCAACCACAAUAGACUCGACAUCUAAUGAGGCUUUUCCCACGGACAGUAAUCAUAAAGGCUCUACAGAAGACCCACCUGAAGGAGCGAACAACAUAACGGACCCACAUAGCGUAUUAGGCACCGAGACUGUCUCCACAGCUGUAGCAAACCCAACAAGUGCUUUCAUGAGCGACUACACCACCAUGGAGCUUUUCCAGCAGAUCACCAAGGCUGCGCCUCCGGCUCCUUCCAGCUCAGGCGCAGCGUCUUCAGAUCCAGGACAGGAGUACCUUCAACAGUCACUCUCUUUGUCAGAGAAAACAAGAAGAGCUCCUGAUCAAAUAUAUCUCACAAAUGGCACUGUAAAUCCAUUUCCUUAACUGCAUAUAAAUAUGUUAAGAAACCAAUAUAUUGCCAUAAUAAUAUUUAUACAUAUAAAUAAACCUUGAG